This is a messenger RNA of Pristis pectinata (smalltooth sawfish), 1670 nucleotides long. RefSeq names its product tetraspanin 33b (gene tspan33b). Gene Ontology annotation, cellular component: membrane. Lineage: Eukaryota; Metazoa; Chordata; Chondrichthyes; Rhinopristiformes; Pristidae. The transcript has 9 exons. The record is from RefSeq and is a predicted model, not a curated record. Bases 155 to 964 code for a protein of 269 amino acids.
CGACGCUUGCCCGAAAACCUCCCUCGACGCCCUGAUUCGCCGCUCGGUGUCGGUGCUCAACGAAGGAUCGUCGGCCCGCCACCGCCCGCGAGCUCCGGACGCCGGCAGCCUGACGCCAUGAGCGGAGGAGCCGGGCAGCUGUUGAAUUUCUACAAUGGACAUUGGAAGAAGGCUGAACAGAGGUGAAAACAUUACAUUUAUUAACCCCUGGAUUAAGUAUUAUCUAUUUUUCUUCAGUUUUCUCUUCUGGAUCAUCUCACUGGUGAUUGUUGCUAUAGGAGUCUAUGCAAAGAUUCAGAAAGCCACAGAUGCUGUGCGGGACACUUUCAUCAUUGACCCUGCCAUAAUUAUGAUCGUGGUUGGAGCCGUUAUGUUUCUAAUCACCUUCUGUGGCUGCAUUGGGGCCUUGCGUGAAAACAUUGUGUUACUGCAAGUGUUUUCGAUGAGCUUGACAGCCCUCUUUUUGGUACAGUUGGCGGUUGGAGUCCUGGGAUUCAUUUACUCUGAUAAGGCGGAAGACACAGUGAGCAAAUUCAUCAAGAAAGCCAUUGUCCAUUACAGAGAUGAUAUUGACCUGCAGAACCUGAUUGAUUAUAUUCAGAGAGAGUUUCAAUGCUGUGGCUGGACUAACUAUAAGGAUUGGUCGAAGAACAUGUAUUUCAACUGUACGCCUGAUAAUCCCAGCCCAGAACGCUGUGGAGUGCCUUACUCCUGCUGUACACUGGUACCCGGUGAGUCGGUGAUCAACACAAUGUGCGGCUUUGGAAAGCAGUCGCUAAACCAACUGGAAGCCUCAAAGUUCCUGCACCCAGUGGGCUGUGCUGACAAAGCGGCGAUCUGGAUUGAGAGUCAUCUGCUGCUGGUGGGGAGCGUCGUGCUCGGGAUGGCACUGCCUCAGAUUGGAGGAAUCAUUCUUUCUCGCAUGCUGAUUGGACAGAUCAGAGAGGAGAUUAAGUCAAUAUAACAAAGGGAGUCUUGGCGACGGGGAACACACCAAAGGCAGCGGAUUCAUCGUGCCUUUGGUAAGAAGCAAAGAAGCAAAACGAGGUGAAAGAACCUUUUGUGUGAAGAAAACCAAUUUGCCAAAACUCCUAAUACCGUUCUGUUUUUAAAUGUUGUAGUUGACUGAGGUAGAGUAAUCCCAGAUGGCGAACCCCAGUCUCUCUCCUCACCCUUCACCUUCCUAGGGCUCAGGUUCGAUAGACAGCACGGAGAUCCACUGUGUCAGACACACCAAGGAUCACUGCUCUUCAGCAGGCCCUCAGUCAGUGCCCCAUUCCCUGCCCCUUAGUCACUGACUAAUCAAUCACCACAUAAUCCCCUGUAUCUACAUGAGGCCACGGAAAUGUGAGAACUCUUUCAAUAUUCCUGACAUAAAAUACAAAUCACAAGAGCAUUUGGAAAUAACAAAUAAAUUUGCCGCAGUUUUUCUGUACAGGUUACAGAGAAACUCGCUGCUGCACCUCAGGAGAGACAGAGAAGGGAACAAUUUACCUUCAGGCGCUGUGUUACAUACAACGAAGAUGUUUGCAUCUCUGUAACACUCAGAGGGAGGCAGCCUGCCUUUAUAUAACGCCUUUAGCAUUGAAGGAACACGCCGCCGUGAUACAGAGAAGUGUCUCCAAACAGAUAUAGUUGCAAGUUAGCCAAAGGUUGGUCAAAGAGGGAGG